Molecule: messenger RNA, 1542 nt
Organism: Guillardia theta CCMP2712
Lineage: Eukaryota; Cryptophyceae; Pyrenomonadales; Geminigeraceae
Exons: 3
Coding region: 631-1404 (257 amino acids)
Source: RefSeq, a predicted model, not a curated record
CGCUACCCUCCCUCCUCCUUCUCUUGUCCUCUUACCCGCGCUCCCUCUCCCCCUUCCCUUCUCUUUCCCUCCUCUCCUUGCCAAGCCCCACCGUGCGGUCAUAGUCAGAGGUGUGCCCUCCCGCGGAUCCUCCCAUCUGCGAGUCAGUGGAUUUUCUUCACGCUCGUAUUGCUAAAUCCUUCAUUUCUGCUUUCCAACUGCCAAACCUCAUCCAAACUACCUUUGCCGCUUUCCUCUUGCGACCAGCUAUCUGUACAAGUUCUUUGACGUUGGGGCUAACAUCGUAAGCGCUGGGACGAUACCUGCUUUGCCCUAUCUCUUGCCCAAACGCAGUUUUUCGUCAUCGUCACGAAUUCCGCCAAAUUCUUGAAGUUCGGCGAGUGUGAUUGAUUAUAUAUCUCGAGUCUUAGUCGCAUCCAUCAACUUGCUCAAGUUGUGAAAUUGAGCUUUUAGACAAGUAGCCGUUCUCAAACACGGUGACAAUCCUGGCCUGAAAGGAUCUCAUCCCCAAAGCACACCGAACUUGCUGAAACCCUCUAUCUACAUCGCAAGUUGCAGAAAGGCGAACUCAUAGUAUCUCUACAAGCAAGGCACGAUGAAAUUUGCAAAGAUCAGCCACAUGUUAGGAUCAUGCUUGUCACCCAGACUUCCUUCCCCCCGACGAGAAUCUCGCAUCGGAUCACAAGCUUCUCUCCUCCAAUUCGAAGACGUUCCGACCGUGGAACUCUGCUUUCCUCUAGACAGCCUGGAAAGCAUGAGCACGGCAGCAUCUGGAGCAAUAGCGGACAAAUCAAAGAAGACCUCAUCAGAUCGGAUGACCUCAAGGGUGAUGUUGAAGAUGAUGCGCAGCCUCAGACAUGCUGGAGCAUGUGGGCCAGCGAUGUCAACGGAGCUGUCUCUGUGGUUGACCUACGAAGUAGAUAUGAAGGCGACUUGCAUGCUUCCGCAGACUCUGGACAGUUCAAGAGGAAAGGUGGCCGCUGCCCUAGAGACGACAGACCAUACAAUGAUACCCGAGGGGAAGAGCAGUGGUCCUCUGGUCACGAGUCCGACAGAGGCGAAGACGAACUUUCAAGAGCGUCCACGCCGUUGAUACUCCAGAUAUCGCAGAGGACGCCUCAGAAGAUAUGGAGUGAGAUCGAAAUUAACGACCUUCGUCUGCAAGACGACUCCGACUUGGAUUAUGGCAAAUUUGCGCGAAGCUCCAGUGUCAAGAAGAACUCAACGCCGGAUCAUUCUGUAAGGAGAAGUUCAGACCAUGCACCUGUGAAAUUCUGCAAACUUGGUCUGCAUCAAGGGAAGGUUCAAGUGGUGCAAACUGCUUCUUGCAAAUGCUUCCGGAGAGAAAGAGAUGAAUCGCCAGUACAAUUUCGGAUGCGUGUAAAGCGCCUUCUCGAAUUUUGAAGAAGAUCAAGAAUUGUAAGGUAAAUACAGAACACGGAUUUCGUGAAUACAGGACAAGAGGGGAGGGGGGAUCUCAAGAGUUAAUGAAUAAUCUUAAUGGAAUCAAUCAUGUAAAUUUAAUGAAAGCACAUUACCAUC